Molecule: messenger RNA, 1165 nt
Organism: Paramecium octaurelia
Lineage: Eukaryota; Ciliophora; Oligohymenophorea; Peniculida; Parameciidae
Source: the annotation of a GenBank genome assembly
AUGAGAUAAAAGGAUAGACAAAAGAGCAAAGGAAAAUACUUAAGCAUAUCGAAAGAACUAGUGUAAAUAGUGGAUGUACAUGGCGGACCCAAUUGUAAAAAUUGGGGAUAGGUGGCUCGGCAUUUAGAAGCUCAAGUGGGUAUAAAGAUUGAGAAGGCAUACAGAUUGAAAAGAGCGUAGAAACUAUGAUAUAUAUAUACUUAGAUGGGAAUCUUUUGUUGAUUACAAUGAGAACAUGUCGAAGGAACAACUAGCCACAUUAUUUGAAACAGCAAUAAAGACAAGAGGGAACAUGGAAUACGCCAAACAUGAAUUUAAGAGAUUGACAGGGAUCUAAUUAUAUUCGACUCGAUAUGCCGAUUAUGUGAAAACAUGGUUGAAACCAGGAUUAUUGGGAUUUAAGGAUUGCUAUAUAUUUUCAGUUGUAAAGUCUUUGAGGAGAUCUGAUUUCUAUUAAAAACAUACAAUGAUACAACCAAUAACGGUAUUAUCGAUGUUGAGAAUAUUGGAUCACGACAUUGAAGAAUACAAGGAUGAUUUUUUUGUAAUGGAUUUCAGGGAUAGUGCUGAGAGACUGCAAGAAUUGUUAAAAUGUUAUGCUAGUUGUUUUUCUGAAUCGAGGGAGGAGAGAUACAGUAAGUUCUCGAGAAUAACUACGAGACAUCAAUUCAAAAAGAUCUACUUUUACUUAUAAUUGAUGGAAGAGUUUAGGCGAAUCAAUAGAUUUUUCACUAGCAAUGUGAAUCAAUUAACCUUUCAUCCCAUGCUAUUUAAAACCAUCGAUUAAAAUAAGCAAUGUCCAAUUUAUAAGUUGACACUCUUAGAAAAUGAUUAUUCGAGAAAGCUGCAAUUAUUUAAUGAGUCAAAUAAUAAUGAGAAUGAGUAGUUUUCAGUUCUUUUGAAGCCAAAGAAAAAGAGGACCUCUCAGAAAUCAGGAAAUGAUGAAGAAAAGAAUAAAUAGAAGGAGUAACAAAAUCCUUAUGUUUACUAAUUGGAGGAGGAAGAUUUGGUUAAAUAAAUCAAGGUGCCUAAGAAAGUGAGUGAAACUAAAAAGAAAUAUAAAGAUUAUCGAUAUUUUAGAGGACAUUUUAUUAGAGACGGGCAAUAUUAAUGUAAAGGAUUAACAACGAAAGAUUUUGAAUAUGAUGUUCCACUUGAGUAAUGA